UCAGUCAGUCAAAAUGGCCGCUCUCGAGCAAACAGCCUUCGCGCUCGCCCGCAGCUCCGUCAGCAGCAUCGUGCAGCUGCACGGCAACCUCUGCUGCCAGUCGCUGCCUCGCAAGAGCCCCGGCGCCGGCAGCUCUCUCCCCCAGAGCCCCGACCAGGACGACGACCACUCGUGCCCCCGCUUCCCGCCCGCCGCCGACCCGCUGUACCUCAGCACCAGCCGCCUGGUGCGCGGCUUCGUCCGCGAGUUCGCUCUGGGCUCGGACCCGCCGAGCUCGGGCCUGGGCUGGCUGGCCGGCAAGGACCGCGCCGCGGGCACGCUCAAGAGCAUGGGCCGCAAGGUCAUCGACAAGCACCGCGCCGUGUUCACAGGAAUAGUGAAUCACUUAAACAUCUCAGGCAAGAGAGAUCUAAAUGCCAUCAAGAAGGUUGGUACUGAAAUGUUCAGUGAUGGUGAAAUGAAUUGGGGCAGGGUGGUCAGCUUCAUCGCCUUUGGAGCAGUCAUGGGAGAGCACCUGGCAAAACUUCAGCUGGAUGACUUAAUCGAUUUGAUGGCUGAAGAAAUCACACAGUACUUGACUCAACAGAAAAGAGAGUGGCUUCAGAAACACAACGGUUGGGAUGGUUUCACGGAGUUUUUUGAAGAGGAUGACAUAGAGGAUUCUACAAAGAAAGUACUGAUGAUGGUUGCAAGUGUUGGUUUGGCUGGGGCAGGCCUUCUGCACUGGUUGAGAUGAACCAAGGUAUUGAAUCUCAAAAGAACUAAGUAGUCCAGGCCAGUUGUGUUUUACCCCUUAAAUAAAAGACUUUUCCUCCACUAACCAUGUUCAGUCGCAUUCAGUUGGAGCAGUUUCUGGGAGCUCUUGCCGAUGGAAGAAUUGAAGAAUGGGGACACAGCUACGGUAAUGUAGGGCUCUCCUUACAAUUUGGAGCAGGAUAGAAGUUCUGAGUCUUUGACACAAUGGAUAUGAUCUUGGCAAAAGCUGAUUGAGAGUGAUAGUCCAGUCAUUGCUAAGCUGGGGAUAUACUGCACUUGCUGUCCUAGAUACAAAGAUUUUAGUGGUUUCAGAGCCUGAUCUGACUGAGAGGUAACCAUGAGUACACAUUAGGUCAUAUUGGUCUUUUGCUGCUAUGAACAGGAUUGACACUUCUCCAGUGUUGUCUGCCCUCAACGCUGCCUUUCAUGGGGAAGUAUUCUGAAAGGAAAAGAGUUGAAGUAAAUUGUAAAGUGGAUACAAAUGCAUGAUUAAAUUACCAGAUGGGGGGGUGGUGGGAGCAUACAUUUUGCCUGCAUUUCUGAACUAUUUUAUGCUCGGUGUCCACCACCUUGAAUCAUACACAUUUGGGGACUGUUAGUAUGAUUGAGAUUAACCAAAAUGAAAUUAGUAAUUUGGUGUAAAAGAAUUGGUCAGAAUUGUUUUGGUCCUGCUGUUGUUUAGUUAACUCGGGAAAGAUUGCAUCUUUUAAAUGAGCACAUUAUUUAUAACAAUAAUAAUCCUUGCACUUAUAUAAUAAUCGCAUCUUC
Molecule: messenger RNA, 1524 nt
Organism: Callorhinchus milii (elephant shark)
Lineage: Eukaryota; Metazoa; Chordata; Chondrichthyes; Chimaeriformes; Callorhinchidae
Product: induced myeloid leukemia cell differentiation protein Mcl-1 homolog
Exons: 3
Coding region: 14-736 (240 amino acids)
Biological process (GO): extrinsic apoptotic signaling pathway in absence of ligand; intrinsic apoptotic signaling pathway in response to DNA damage; mitochondrial fusion
Cellular component (GO): mitochondrial outer membrane
Molecular function (GO): protein heterodimerization activity; protein homodimerization activity; channel activity
Source: RefSeq, a predicted model, not a curated record